AUGUUAACAUUUUUAUGCGUUUUGGAAGUCGUUGGUGGACCCUGCGGCUACCAUGGCUCAUACACCUUCUUCAAGGGCGUCAAAGUGACGUUCGGUCCGAAGGGAUCGCACGAGUCCGGCUCGUCUGCCUCGUCCGUGGCGAGCCUGCCCGGGACCGGAGCCACCGCACCCGGUGAAGGUGGUGCCGCCCAGCUGUCCAGUACUGCCAACACCACUACCUCCACCGAUGGCAGCAGUAGUAGCAACGGUCUCGACCGUCACCGUCCCUCGGUCGACAUUCCAAGCGAAGGUGGCACCGAUUCGCCGGACUCUAAUGCCACCAACUCCGCCCAACGAUCGCCACCAGAGGGCGCCAGCAAGCCAGCGGAGGAGGACACUGCCCAGUGCAAUCAAGCCAAUACCAAUAGUGCGCCGAGUGGUGGCGGCAGUAGUAGUAAUAGUGGUAGCAACAGUACUAGUAAUAGCAAUAGCAAUAGUGAUAGUAACGGUAACAGCAGUAGCUCUAGUGCCAACGGUGGCAAUGGUGGUACCAAUGGCGGCGGCAAAAGUCAAAAUGGCACCCAAGCGAAGCCAAAACAAACGCAACGAAAAUGUGUCAGCGAAAAUGGCCCCAGCGGGGGAGGAGCGUCCGUGGUGGUGGCGGCAGGAGCGGGUGGUAGCAGUGUUGCGAAUGGCAACGGCACCAGCACGAGAGCCGGCCUCAACAGCAACCUGUGCCGGUUGACGUCGCACGAUCGAGAACAACACCACCGACCGCUGGUGCUGGCGCUGGGCGACUGCAUUCCGGUGCGACCGUGGUCCGACUCGCCGAUCGCGUGCCUGGCCGAACUGCGGAUGGUCUGGCGGGACCGGAACGAGCAGUGCCUGCUGAUAGCCCUCCGGCUCUACUUCCUGCCGGAAAACACACCGUCCGGACGCAACUGCCACGGCGAGGACGAGGUGCUGGCGAUCUCGGACAAGGUGAUACUCCGCGCGGAAGACCUCCUAAACUGGAUCGACACCGAACAGGAGUGGACCUGGGGCCUGCUGACUCUGUUCGACGACCACAGCGCCAAGGACUGCCUCGGGAUGACGCGGCAUCUCAGCAAAAACUCGUCGCUCGACUUUGGCGACGUGGACAAGGAGAAGAAUUCGGGUGAGAACGUCGUUUCGAAGGUGGCAGUGUUGAGCUUUUCGCGGUAUUGCCGCUACCGGGCGUUGCUGAAGCGCCUUGAGGGUGUCCAGGACGAGUGGCUGCGUAACACGCUGGUGGAAACGCUUGGCGGGUUCGUGGCGGCCGUCCCCAACAUGCGCAUCAUGUUCUGUAAGGAAACGUUCGACUAUCCCGAGCUGGAGACUCACGAGCUGCUGUGUAAUCACCUAGCACCGAAGCUGAAGGGUCGACCACGUGGCAAGCGAAAGAAGACACUCUCUGAUUCGUCGCAGUACACCAAGAAGGAGGGCUGUUCGGAUGAGAGCGAGUCAAACGAGUCGGAUGUGUCGGAUUACUCCUACAGCAAGGUGUCUCCCGGCAAGAAAGUGAUCGAUCUCCACCCAACCCCACGGUACAAUCCACGACCUUCGCGAGGAUCCUCCCAAACGAAGCAGGAACCGAUCAGCGUCGUCAUUUCGGCAUCUGCUGGAACGGUCAAACCGGGCACUGGAAAUCACCUAUCACAGCGUAACCGCACCAAGUCCACCUCGAAAUCGUCCAAGGCGUCAUCCAAGAAGUCGAAAGCAUCGAAGGCGUCCCGGAAAGCGGGUCGUGGUAGCAAGAAAUCGUCCUCGUCUUCAUCGAACUCGUCACUGGCGGCUACCGCUGGUGGUGGCGAGUCGGAGGAUGAGGACGAAGAAGCGGACGAGGACGGCGAGGAUGGUGGGUCGUCUUCGGCACGUGGCGCCUCGAAGGAUCGCGACCGUGAAGAUGACGCGGACGAGGACGAGGAAGAGAUGGACUACGAGGAUGACGAGGAGGAGGAGGACGACAAUCUGUUCCGGGUGAACGAUAGGAUGAACACAGCCGAGAGGGAAUUCCUGCAGCGGUUACAGGAGUUCCUCGAUCCACGGGCACUCCAGUAUGCGGACAGUCAGGCGACUUCUCUCAAGAACGUGAGCUUGUACGCGGUGUACGUGAAGGUGCAGAAGAUCGGCGGAUAUGGUGCGGUGACUGAUAAGGAGAUGUGGAACCAGCUGCUGCAGGGCACAGGCGCCGAUAGCAGUGUGCUAAGUCGACGGAAGUACGAAAAGAUUGUGCUCCCGUUCGAGAAGCACUUGAGCGAGUUGGCUGCCGAUCAGGAUACGGAGCUGAAACGCGAAACCACCCUGCUGUUGUUAGGAGACGACGAGCUGGAGAACAAGCUGCGUCUGUUGCGUGAUGUUAAACUAGAGAGGCGUGAUCCUGAUGGUAAAUCGCACGCUGGUCGACUGGAGAACAGUGGUGCAGGGUUGGAUUACUCCGUCAAGCGCGAGCUGAUGGAGAAGGACGAUCUGUACAGUGGUAGUGGUGGCAAGUGUGGCUUGAAGGACGAUAGUAAUGGUGGUUCGAGUCCAAACGGAGGCGUUCACCUUGGAAUGUCGCCAGUGUCCGUCCCGCUGACCGUAAUCGUGCGGCCAAACCUGGACGAAAAGGAUCAAAAGUCACAGAUACAGAUCAAGCAACCGCAUACGACGAUCACGGUGCAUCAGACGACAAUUCAUCCGCACAAUUCGAAUCAUCAUCACGCAGGCCAAACGAACAGUAACCAUCACCAUCAUCAUCAUCACCAUCACCAUCAGCACGGGCCGCUCAGUGGGCAGAGCCCGCAGCACAUCACAAACCAGAUUCAGAUCACGAACCAGAUUCAGAUCCAGCAGAUCACGGUGCAAUCGAACGACAAGAACGGUUCGAAUGGAGCUGUGAGUGGUUCCGGAGCAGGCAGUCCGAGUGAAUCGGCGGGUCGGUUCAAGUAUAGCUUCAAGCAGGACAAAUCGGGCCAGGAGCUGAACAUUGAACCAGCGGCCACAACACCCAAAUCGGCGUCGGCCGCGAAUCCGACUGUCGGGUCACCUUCCGAGGGGGCCGCUUCUUCCCUCAGCCUGUUCCCACUGAACCGACAGGGCACGGAUCCGGAUCUCACGAUCAAGGAAGUGUCCGUGUGCCCAACAAGCGGCACACUUUCGAUCACAUCCAGCGCCUGCAUCCCGACAACGCCGUCAAAGACGAGCUCAUUGCGGCACGUUCGCAUGAAGAACGAUCGGAAGGGUGGACUGCAGGCCACAGGCGGCGGGUUGCUCAUGGACGGGAGCGGAUAUAUGGGCGCUAGUCAGAAGGAGAACAUUCCGCUGCUCGGAAGCGGGCUCAGUGGAUCGGCGAGCCUUUUUGGUGGCCAAAGUCUAACGACCAUCACACCCAUCCCAGCGAAUAUGAUGAUGGCUGGGGCGUUCCUUGGUCAUGGCCAUGGUGGAGGACCUCCGGGGUCGUUAUCCGGAGGUCGAACUGGGAUGGAGCAACAGGAUCACCAUUCGAUGGCAAAAUCCCUCGGACCUCCGGCACCAGCGACGGAGGUGAUCGAUCUCGUGGACAGUGACAACGAAAGUGACAUGGCCGUGGCCUCAACACCUUCAUCUGCCGGUCGCAAACAGGCUGGCCAAUCGAUGCGCCCGAUUCCAUCGCUGUUGCCUCCGAUGAAGAAGCGCAAGCUGGAUAUCCUGCGUGAGGGUGGUCUCGAGGUGACCCCCAUCUCGAACGGGGCCAGUAUCUUCUCGAGUCUCAACAAAUCCGCACCAGCGCCACCGAAUCCGAUGCGUAUCAACAUCACGGCCGAAUUGAAUGCGACUCCACCGGCACGAUCUGACACAUCAGCGGCGAACAGGCGCAGUGAACCGCCGCGCAAGUGCAUUCCGACCCCACUCGAGUUCCAGACGCACUGCAUGUACACCCGAACGGGCAAGAUCUUUGGCGAUCCGAAGGUGCUGGUUCCGUCACGAGCGCCAGCGCCUGUGCCGGAUUUGCUCGAUCUCACCGGAUCUCGACCGGUCGGCAUGAUGCUGGGGAUGGACGGUGUCGCGAAUCUCUCCUCGAAGGUUGGAGGGAAUCCACCGGGCUCGCUACCACCCCCACCGUCCCAUCAUGCGUCAUCCCCCGCGGGUAUGGAUUUCUCCGCACGACAUCCUGGCCGUGGCGGGGCAGGAUCUGCUUCCUCGCGGACAGCACCGAGCCUCCAGAUUACGCUCGUUCCUGGACCGACGAACAAUCACCAUCCCGGUGGGGGAUCAGGUGUCCCUCCCCCACCACCGCUCCUUAACUCCGCCGGUCCGCCCGGUCUCCCGCCGAUGAUGACACCGUUGAACAUUCCGGUUCCGGUGCCCAGCCACCAGGUGGCGGCAGCGGCAGCAGCAGCGGCGGCGGCAGUAGCAGUCGCGGCUUCCUCCACAUCGUCCUCGUCGUCCUCCGCAUCCUCCAGCCCAUCCGGUGUGAUGGGAGGAGGUCACAAGAAGUCGAAAGCGUACGACAUUGUGCCAUUAAGGGAUGGUGGUGGUGUGACGCCGAUGAAGGAACCCAGUCCCAAGGUGACGAUUGGUCCUUCCUCCUCGUCAUCGUCCUCGUCCGGAUCGACGAAUGGCACGAUCGUGCCUCCAUUGCCACCGCCAUCUUCCGCCGCCAUUGGACCGCUAGGACUCAUGCCACCGGGUGGUUCACCGAACAACCUGCUCGAAACGUUGGCCAACCUGCAGAAGGCAAACCCGGAACUGAUGGCGCGCAUCCUUUCCUCGUCAGGCAUCUCGAAAUCGUCCAUCCCCGGGCUGACGCAUCUCCUCGGCACCCUUGCCGAUCAAUCACCGCUGGUUCCGCCCACACCUAAAAAGACCCCGCGGAGGCGGUCAAACUCCCAAGCGGCUAACUCCGGCCCAAAUGUCGGGGCUUCGCCAGGUGGACCGGUGGGUGGUAACGGGCCCGUGCCACCGGUUGUCCUGCCACCAACGAACUCUUCCCCUGCCACCGGUCUGCCACCGUUUGCGAUGCCACCGGGUCCGCUUGGGGUCGGAAUGGUUCCGCCGCCACCGACGACGGUAAUGCCACCGAGUUCGCUCUCACCACAACACCAUCCACCCCAGCCUGACUCGCCCACAUCCGCUAAUCACCCGCUCAGCCAGCAGAUCAAGCUGCUGCAGCAAGUGCAGCUCCAGCAGCAGCAGAAGUUCCUCCAGCAGCAGCAACAGAAGGCGUCCGAAGAGCAACAGCACCAGCAGCAGAAGCUCCAGCUGUUCUCUCAGUUCUCGCAGAAGCCUCAAACUUCCCCGAGCCAUGGGUCCUCCUCGGUUUCCCCCUCUCCGGUGGGUGGUGGUUCACCGCUACCCGGAACGCCACCCCUCGCGCUGCAACCACCCGUGGUUCCACCGGUGUCAAUUCCGCGCAUCCCCGUCGUUCCAUCGCCGGGUUCAUCAGCAGCCGCGGCCACUGCAGCCAUGCUAUCCGGAUUACCCCCGGGAGCAAGCUUCCCGCCUCCGUUUGAUCCGAUCUACCUGCAGCUGUACGCCAACCCGGGCCUCUACUUCCAAAGCCUACCGCCGGAGCAGCUGUUGCAGCUGUACAAAAACCUCCCGCAAGGCAUUCCAAUCUCCAAGAGCUAG
Messenger RNA from Anopheles nili, 5589 nucleotides. RefSeq lists its product as uncharacterized. The coding region runs from base 1 to 5589 and encodes 1862 amino acids. Gene Ontology annotation, molecular function: transcription cis-regulatory region binding. NCBI's taxonomy places the organism in Eukaryota, Metazoa, Arthropoda, Insecta, Diptera, Culicidae. The transcript is spliced from 7 exons. Gene Ontology annotation, cellular component: nucleus. The record is from RefSeq and is a predicted model, not a curated record. Gene Ontology annotation, biological process: regulation of transcription by RNA polymerase II.